Messenger RNA from Xenopus tropicalis (tropical clawed frog), 8804 nucleotides. RefSeq names its product EH domain binding protein 1 like 1 (gene ehbp1l1). Gene Ontology annotation, cellular component: cytoplasm; endosome. The record is from RefSeq and is a predicted model, not a curated record. The coding region runs from base 568 to 6756 and encodes 2062 amino acids. NCBI's taxonomy places the organism in Eukaryota, Metazoa, Chordata, Amphibia, Anura, Pipidae. The transcript is spliced from 20 exons.
UUUACUUCUGCAUAGCAAAGGGGAAAGGGCUGUCACAGUGAGAGACAGACGAAAGAGGCAGAGAGAGACUUGAAGACACACAGAGAUUGUUGCAAAAAAAGCAUUUACUGGUUGAAGCUGUAAGUAGCAGAGAGACUGAAGAUAUUUAAGGGAGAACUCUGGACACAUGUCAAAAGAAAGAAGACACAGACUGUAAGUUACUGAAAUGAAAGAAACCGUGUCUCUGGGAGUGCUGAAGGUAAUUACUGAGAGAAGGAGAAAAGCAGCAUUUCAAGAAACUGGAUCAGCAGGGGAGACAAACACAUUUGAUUUGCGUAUGUAAAUACAACAACAUAAAUCUAUAAAGAAACACUGAAAACACAUAAACAGAAGCUUCUUAAGAGUUAUACAUAUCCUAUAUAUAAGAGACUAAUAUAAAACACAGCAAGAGCAAGUAAGGCACACAGAGCUGACAUACAGGAAGGGAGAGGCAGAGAUCAAGGCUGAGUCACCAGCGGAGAUAUAAACUGUUUGUGUUCAACCAUCAACAUGCUGGAUUGUAUUGGUCUCAUUAACUGAGGAGACACUAUGAGUUCUGUAUGGAAGAGACUGCAGCGGACUGGAAAGAGAGCAUCACGUUUCCAGUUUGUGGCCUCUUAUCAGGAAUUAAAAUUAGAGUGCACGCAGAAAUGGCAACCUGAUAAAGUGGUGGUUGUGUGGACUAGAAGAAACAGAAGGGUCUGCUCCAAGCCUCACAGCUGGCAACCUGGGAUAAAGGACCCAUUUCGUGGAUCUGUUGUUUGGGCUGUUCCUGAAAAUGUGGACAUUACUGCAACCUUAUAUAGAGACCCGCACACAGAAUAUUUUGAGGAGAAGGAGUGGACAUUCCAGAUUGAAGGGGAAUCCCGUGGACACAAAAAGCUUCUUGCAGCAGCCCCCAUUGAUCUCCGCAAGUUUGCUUCCAUAUCUGCUGCCCCUAGGGAGGUGAUACUUCCACUUUCUCCUCGUUCUGUCAAGGUUGUGUCAGCGACACUCGUUGUCAGCAUUGCCAGUUCUUUAAUAAGAGAGGGCAAAGCUACAGAUGAUGACAUGCAGAGUAUUGCUAGCCUCCUGAGUCUUAAACCAUCUGACAUUGCUGAUAUGGAGGACUUCAAUGAGGAGGAUGAGGAAGAGAAGUCUCGGCAAAUCAGAUCCCCUACUGGGACAGGAAUGCGAGGAUAUCUUAAAGGCAUCCAUACUGAUUACUUCCCAGACCCUGUCAGAGAACUAAACACUCUUGCGGAGGAAGAAGAUGAAAGUCCUAUUAACACAACAAACUUUGCUUCUCAAACUACUACAAAAUCUCCUUCUAAUGUCUACCAGUCUUCAAACAAUGUUAUUCCCCCAAGAAGACCACAAGAGUUUAAUCCUGUUCCACUCGAUAAAUCCAACAAUAGUGUUACUAACUUUAAGGGGGGAGAACAAGCUAGGAGAACCACUGAAAAGUCACCAACAUGUGGCCUAGCAACGGAUCAAGAAAGAAGGUCUAAUGAGGUAUGGAAGAUCCGAGAGGUCAACCCUAUUACUUGUGUCAAAGACACAACCAAGAAGGAGCCUGUCAUAGUGCACGGGGAAGGGUGGAGAAAGAGUGGGGAAGUGGAGGACCUGCAAGAGAGGAAGUCAGGAACAGUUAGGGUUCCUGAGGCUGCAGUAAGAAUGAAAAAAGCUAAGGAUAUAGAGAUGAUGCAGGAGACAAAACCUAAGACAGAUGUAACUCAAGCGACAACACAAAAACCAGAGGUAGCAAGAAGGGAAAAGAAAGCAGCAGCACUGAGAACAAUGGAAAAUAUAGCAGUUAAAGAUCCAGAGUUACAUUAUAUUCCCGAGACUACAGCAAAGGCACACGAAGUUGUGGAAAUACAGAAAGUUCCAGAAACAACCUUGAAAGCAUGUGAGAAAUUAGAGGAAAUAAUUAAUAUUCCAGACAGGAAACUCCAGCCAAAUACAGUUAUGGAAACAACAGAAAUAGAUCAUACGUUUUCAUAUGAAGUUGCAAACUUACAAAUGGGUAGAGACAUGGAAUUGCCACAUAAUGUAGAUCAAAGCACAGACAUGAUAUCUCAGAUUCCAAAUGUUGCAGACCAAGUAACUCUUAGAGAUAAAGAAAGGUCACAGCAGCUUCAUGAAAGAGUUUUACUUAUUACAGGGGAGCAAGUAGCAAAAGAAAAAGAGCAGUCAUCUUCCAAGACAGAGGAGGUUGUUUUAGAAAUUGCAGAAAAAGAACGGAAGAAAAUAUUAGAGGAGACAGUUGUAAAUUCACAAGAGAGUUUGCUUCAUAGUAUAAAAGAAGCGGUAAAUAAAUCAGUGGAUCAAAUAGCAUCUAAGCCACAAGAUUUGGCUUUAGCAAUUACAGAAGACCGAGGGGCUGAAAUACCAGAUCAGACAAUUUCUAAUACAAUGCAAACUGUAUCACAAACAAUAGUAGAGCAAGAACAGAAAAUAUACUGCACUGAGGGAGGUGUGUUAAAGAUUAUAGAAGUACAAGGUACAAAAAAACAAGAGCAGGAAAGUUUGUUGGAUAUUAAAGAUGUCAGUGAACAUCGCAAUGUAAACACAUCUGACUCCCAGAGCGAUUUCACAUUGUAUGAGACAGUACAGAAAAGUGAUCUUUUUGAUGCAAAGGUUAAAAAACCUGCAGAAAAUACACAGGGUGGGCAAAUAGAAUCUAAGCAAGAAGAUGAAAAAACAGAAGAGGAAGAAUGGGACAAAGAAAAGGCAAAAUAUACUAAAUCUGAAGUCAAAAUGAGUGAACAGAUAGAGAACAGAAGAUCAGAUAAGGAUAAACAGAAAGAAGAACAUAUUGCGAAAGAAACAACAACAAGCUGCACCGAAGAGACAGUUCCAGAAAGUCUGCAAAAAGCACCAAUGAAUGAAAAUAAAGGAAAUGAAGAAAAGAGGGUACAUGAAAAUAUUAUUUAUACUGAUCAAAGGCUGCCUAGCACAGAACUCUGGGUAGUGAGUGUGGAUGAAAAGAGAAUUCUAGAUAUGACUUCAUUGUUAGAUAAUAAGAAAGAAAGAGUAAUACAUGAAAAUGAUUUGGUACCACAGGAAAAAGAAAUACAGCUAGAUUCUGAAAUUAUAGUAGGAAGUAAAACAGAAGCUGCUGUUGGGACUGAAGAUACACUAGCAUUAGGUAAAAAAGAAGAGGGAGAACAAGUAAAGAAUGAGACUAAACUGCAGGAGCUUACAUUUAAAGAUGAAAAUAAUGUGGAGCCAGUGCUAGAUAAUAUGGAGGUAAGGGUAAUAAGUGAAAAUGCUUUGGUGCCCCAGGAAAAACAAAUACAGCUAGAAUCUGAAUUAACUGUAGAGAGAAACAUAGAAGCUGCACUUGGUACAGUAUUUAGAUCAGAACUAGAUAACAAAGAAGAGGGAGAGCAAGUAAAGGAAGAGAUGAGACUACAAGAUCUUACAUUUGAGGAUAAAAAUAGUGUAGAGACAGUUUUUAUAAAGGAAACAUCACCAAUUGAGAAUGAAAGGAAAGUAGAAGUAGAGAGUGAAAUAGAAACUGUACUUAGACCUGUAAUUACAUUAGAAUUAGAAAACAAAGAAGAGGGAGAACAAGUAAAGGAAAAGAUGAGACUUCAAGAGCUUACAAGUGUGGAUAACAUGGAGACAGUACUAGAAAAUAAGACGGAAAGAGUAAUAAGUGAUAAUGCUUUGGUGCCCUUGGAAAAAGAAAAACAGAUAGAAUCUAAAUUGAAAGUAGAAAGCAAAAUAGAAGCUGAUCUUGGAACUUUAACUACAUUAGAAUUAGAUUACAAAGGAGGAGGAGAACAAGUAAAGGAAGAGAUGAGACUACAAGAUCUUAGGAAUGACGAUGAAAAUAAUGUGGAGACAGUGCUAGAUAACAAUGAGAAGAGGGUAAUAAGUGAAGAUGCUUUGGUGUCCCAGGAAAAAGAAAUACAGUUUGAAUCUGAUAUAAAAAUAGUGGAGAGUAAGAUAGAAGCUGCUCUUAGUCCGGUAAUUGCAUUAGAAUUAGAUAACAAAGGAGAGGAAGAACAAGUAAAGGAAAAGAUGAGACUGCAAGAGCUUAUGAAUGAGGAUGAAAGUAAUGUGGAGACAGUACUAGGUAAUAAGGAGGUAAGGAUAUUAAGUGAAAAUGCUUUGGUGCCCCAGUUAAAAGAAAUACAGCUAGAAUCUGAAAUACUUGUAGAGAGAAACAUAGAAGCUGCACUUGGUACUGUAUUUAGAUCAGAACUAGAUAACAAAGAAGAGGGAGAGCAAGUAAAGGAAGAGAUGAGACUACAAGAUAAUACAUUUGAGGGUGAAAAUAGUGUAGAGACAGUUUUUAUAAAGGAAACAUCACCAAUUGAGAAUGAAAGGAAAGUACACUGCAAAGAAAUAACAGAAGAGGUAACACAUAUUGCAGAUACAGAUUUAGUAAAAUAUACACUACACAAUGAGGAAAAAGUCACAGAAGAUAAGAAAGCAGUAGAGAGAAAUAGCUUACAAUACGCAGCUAAGACAGAAAAGAGUGUGACAGAAGUAGCCAAAGCAUCCUCAUCCAUAGCCUGUAAAGAAGUGUCCUAUAAACAACUGCAAGUAGACUCAGAGACUGAACAUAGGUCAAAGGAUACUGAACUGGAAAUAGACAACAACAGAUAUAAAUCUAAUGAAAACACUAUGGAGGUAAAUAGGUUGCAAGAUAUCAAUGAUAUAAUAAAAAGAGUGGAAUGCACAGCAGAUGAGACAGCUAACGGAAUACAGGAAAAAGUAAAUACAACACAGGUAGUAUUCUCUGCAGAAAAUACAAUGAAGAAUAAUAACCAGAAAAAUGUAACAGUCUGCAAAGACGACAAUGUAUUGGAGACAGAAAAAGAGAGAGCACAAGAAAAAGAGAGAGUGCCAGAGGGGGUAAGAGAUCAGGAGAUAACUGUACAAACAGUGGAAAUGUGCAACCUUUCAAGCAAAGCAUUUCCACCUUUAUUCACCACCCGUGAAACCCUUUCUCCUGACCCCUCAAGCUCUAGUGUGUCAGGGGCUGAGAGAGGGUCAACCCACAUGUUAUCAAUGCGCAGCUUCUCCAUGUCCCCCCCAUCGACCCUUGGACAACAGAGGAGUGCAGAAAAGAAGAGACUGAGCCAGUGCGCAGGGCAAUUGGGGGAGGUGGUAUACAGCAGUACUGAUACACUGCUACACUGGUGUCAAGAAGUGACUGGAGGAUACCGUGGUGUGCGUGUCAACAAUUUUACAACAUCCUGGAGAAAUGGAUUGGCAUUCUGUGCAAUUCUUCAUCACUUCCAUCCUGAAUUCAUAAACUAUGAUGUUCUGGAUCCAUUAAAUAUUAAGGAAAACAAUAAGAAAGCCUUUGAUGGCUUUGCUGGUCUUGGAAUCCCUGCCCUUCUGUGCCCUACAGAUAUGCUUCUUCGUCCUAUUCCUGACAAACUCAUCAUCCUUACAUAUCUCUGCCAAAUACGUGACCAUUUCAUUUCUCAGAAACGUGAGGUCACUGAUACCCAAGUGACUGAAGCUGAAUUUUUCAGUUCUAAAGAGAAAAGUAUGGCAAGCACCACCACAGAGGAGACAAAAAUUCAGAAAUCAACUGUUGCAAAAAGUAUUUCACCAGAGGACUUAAAUGCAAAUAUUUCACCUGGUCUAAAAAAGCUGAUUACAAAAUCUCCUAAAGUUGAAAAACAAGAAAAAUCAAGCUUGGAUCGUGAGGAUAAGGUCAAUGUUUCCACUUUGGAAGAAAAAGAAAAGCAAAGGUUUUCCUUCACAGAGCAAAAAAUGCCAGGCUCUGGAAAAGACAAGCAAGGCCCUAGCUCUGGGGACAAAAGUAAACCCAAAGAAACUUCACAAGAUCUUACAAUAAAUGACGAGCACAAGACUGCUAAUCAAACAUCACCGAAACAUGAGGCACAAAGUUCAUCAACUAAUGAUGCUGUAAUCCCACCACCUCGAAUCAAAAAAAGACUGAGUGUAAAUGGAGGAUCGAAUGAGUGUGAUUCGAACUUGGAACAGGUAGAUGCCAGUGUUUCUUCUUCUUCUACUCCAGUUCCUCCUCCAAGAAAAGGAGGAGGUCUGGGUCACCUUCGUGAUGCAGACCUUGUCAAGAAGAGGCGUUCUCUUAUACGCACUCAGUCACUUUCAGAGGAAGUGGAUAUCACGCAAAAAAGCCAUGAGACUGAUUCUAGACCCUCAUCUGAAAUUAUAAAUGAGACACCUCCUUCUAUGCACACAACUUCUGUUCCCUCUUCAGUCCCUACCACAGAGGUUAAAGUGAAAGAGGAAGAGACUCCAAGUCUCAGAGACACCAGCCAAUAUGUUACAUCUGAACUUGCUGCAUUAGAGCUUGAACAGAGAAAUGUUGAUGAAAGGGCUUCAGUGGUAGAAAAAGAUCUCCGUUCUCUAAUGGAGAAUGGUUCAGAUAAAGAGGCAGAGGAAACUCUGAUUCAGGAAUGGUUCUCACUAGUAAAUCGAAGGAAUGCAUUGAUCCGCAGGCAGGAUGAGCUACAGCUGCUUGUAGAAGAGCAGGAUCUGGAAAGGAGAUUUGAGCUCCUGAGCAGAGACCUCCGAGGGCUAUUAUGUAUUGAGGAAUUUAUGAAGAGUGAAGCUCAAAAGAAAAGAGAGAAGCUCUUACUGGAUGAGUUGGUGUCUCUUGUAAACCAACGUGAUGGUCUUGUAAGGGAUUUGCAUUUCAAAGGGAUCAGGGCUUUUGAGGAGGAUGAAAGAAUUGAGAGAAGUCUGGAGCAAAGGAGGAGAAAGUUAAGCAAAAAGGAGAAAUGUCGGAUCAGCUGAGUCUUCCAAGAAAAAUGAAGCGCCAUUGCUGGAAUAAAGCUUCUUCAUCGUAUUUAAGCUGCACUGCGCAGAAUCCAACUAAAUUAACUUCACUUGAAGCUGAAUGCAAAUUACACAGAUAAAAUGAUCUUCCCAUCGCACCAGUACUGACGAUGCAAAAAAAAAUUUAAACUGCUUCAGCUACUUUCAAAUAGCUGUGAACUUGAUGAGAUCUUUGACAGAAGGAUGGUGAGAAGCAAAAUCCUCUUCUAAAUAUUACUCAGGCUUUAUGUUCUUCCACUUGCUGCUAAGGUCAUAGUAAUGAUCUAUAUUAAUUAUUCAAAUGUGUUUUUUUGCAUGAAUAGGUUAUCUUUGCAAGUAUUAUAAGCAAUUAUCUUAUUUCAUAGAAUUGUUUUUGUAAUUUGUGAUUUUUUUGAUUAAGGUUAUAUCCUUUUAAAUAGUGACAGAUUCCAGCUAAAGUCUAUGCAUUGCAUUCAUAGGUAUAUUCCAGAUCUGCUCAAAUUAUCUUCAAUGAUAAUAAAUGUCAUGGACAACUCAUGGAUCUGGAAAAUAAUUAAUUGCUUCUUUGUAUCAAUAAACAGUACUAUACUGUAUGUCCUUGUAAAAAUUUUGAGCUUAUUGCUGCCUAUUGGAAACCAGAUUGGCAUCAACAACAUUUACUAGAAAUUGUAUAAUGAACCUUUCUACAUGUCACUGCCCCUGUUUAGGGUGUUCGCCAUUAGCAAGGCAAUUAAAAGCACUGCAUAUAGGUGUUGGUGGUAUAUAAAUAAAUAAAAGUAAUAAUUUAUAAUGGGCCUAAUCUGGCCCCAUAUUUUUAUAAAAAGAAUACAAAUUUGUAUAUCCUUCAGGCAUAACUCUUUUGAGUAAAAGCACCUGUAUGCUACUCAGCAGGCCCAGAAUUUUCAUAUAUAUUCAGCAAACGCACCUUUCUAUGAAUUGUAUAGUUCAUAUAAAUAUUUUUGUUCAACCCAUAAUUCAUUUUCUAGAAUAUAGUUGGUAGUCUUCUCUUGUUUACAAUGUAUUACUCUUCGCAGUACUUCCUGUCACCAGGUUUUUUAAAGGAUGGUAUUGUAGCACACAAACUAAGGAAUUUUAUACAGGCCAUAAAAUGAACAUACUCAUAGAAGGCACAUUCUUCAUAAUAUAUAUUUAAUAAGGAUGUUUAGACUGUUUUGAUCAUUUUGGGAUCAUUUCCUGCGUCUCCAACAAGAUCCUCCUUAUACACAAAAUUUUCACACUGGUUUUUAAAUAUUAACAUCCUUAUUAAAGAACACUAAUGGCAUUACGUAUGGUUAAAAGUAUGCUUAUAUAUGCAGUCAUCAGUCGCUUCAUAUUUAUAUUAUGAAGAUAAUUGUUGUUACCUAUUCUAAUGCCCCACCAAAGCUCACUCUUGUCUUGGCCUAGCGCUGACAAACCUAACUAUAGUGCCAUUUGCUCCCCAGUGACAUUACAACAUUGUCAACUAUGUCGAUUGCAUGUGGAUCAUUCAGCAGGAAGUAAAGCACUUUGGCUGCUAAAUAUAGAAAAUACAGCUGCUGAUAUAUACAGUUCAAUAAAAUUACACAAUAAAGUUAAGUUUUGCAGAUUCAAUUAUUUACAUAUGUUAAUAUUGACUUCCUUUUAUACACAAUAUUUGCCUGAUAUUCCAAAAAAAGUGUCUUAAAUGCAACUCAUUUAUUUAUUAAUUGAUUCCAUCUAUGACAUGCAAAUAUACAUUUUGAGGAAUUCAACUUUUUAAAGAGUAAUGCUUUGCCUGAAUAGCUUAUGUUCUAUAAACCUGAUGUGCCUAUGAUGAGUCUCUAGAAUAUGCCUGUGAUUAGCAAAGAGCUUUGGUCCUUCUAUUUCCACAGUUUUGCUGCCUGUAGCCACAGUACUGGAUGUGGCUUGCACUCAUUUAUGUGUACUAGCUAGAAUGGAAUGCACGCAGAAGCCUUUUUUUGUAGCAUUGUGUUUCACUUUUACUGUCACGGUACGAAACAAAUUCUGGGAAUUUAUUGUGAUAUUGUUGCUUUGCUUGAAGUGUUAAAUAAAAUGUGCCAUUGAUCAUG